UAAUUAACACGUAGAGAGUCGUAGAGACGAAGACGAAAAGACAAAGCGAAAAAGAAAGAAAGAGAGAGAGAGAGAGAGAGAGGAGUGUCCCAAAAGCAAGGAAGAAGAACAACAUUCAAUCCUUCUCACGCAAAAAAAAAAAUUGUUUUGUCUGUCUGUGAAUUGAAUUUUGGGAUUGCUGAUUGUGAGAAUGGAGGAGAGAGAGUGCAAUAUGGAUUGCAAUGGCACUGAUGCAAAUAAAUCGAAUUCAUCAUCGUCGGCGGGGGCCAAGUUUCCAUUGACGUUUUGGGAGGUAACGGUGGCUUGCGGCGUCGUAUUGAUCUUCGUGGUAGGGCUUCUUGGGGUCUAUCUUACGAUGCCCGCAUCUGAUUACAGCUUCCUCAAGCUUCCCCGUACUCUCCAAGAUCUCCAAAUCCUCAGAGAUCACCUGGAGAGCUACACAAGUGACUACACUAUACAAGUCCUCAUGGGGUACUGCAUGGUCUACAUUUUCAUGCAGACUUUUAUGAUUCCAGGGACUGUUUUCAUGUCAUUGCUCGCCGGAGCCCUUUUUGGAGUCUUUAAAGGUGUUGCACUGGUCGUGUUCAAUGCCACUGCCGGUGCUUCUUCCUGUUAUUUCCUGUCCAAGUUGAUCGGCAGGCCCCUAGUCUUCUCUCUGUGGCCCGACAAGCUUGUAUUCUUCCAAGCACAGGUGGCUAAAAGGAGAGCACGGCUGCUGAACUAUAUGCUUUUCCUAAGAGUGACCCCGACCUUGCCAAAUACAUUCAUCAAUGUGGCUUCACCGAUAGUUGAUGUGCCUUACCAUAUUUUCUUCCUGGCAACAUUCAUCGGGCUCAUUCCGAACCUACGAAUCCAGUCCGGGCUGGAAUAGCUCUCGGGGAGUUGCGAUCGAUCGGUGACCUUUAUGACUUCCAUUCAAUAGCCACCCUGUUCCUUAUUGGGAUUGUAUCAAUUACCCCUACACUGAUGAGCAAGAACAAAUCAUAGCAGUUAUUCAGCUGAAACACACUGGGUUAACAUGGUCUCCGUGAUCUCUCCAGGCAAACUGGUUGCGUAUCACUACGUUUCUGUACAGAUUAGCAUCGAAUAAAUACAAUUUGUAGCUCUAAUUCAGCUAUAGAUUCAUCACUGCUGAAGCUGCAGCAAUUGGAGGUGGUUCAGAGAAGGUGUUGGGUCUCCAAUGAAUUCUCUUCAUUGUGUUUUAGUAGGAUGGGAAGGAAAAUAUGUCAAUAACAUUUUGGAUGGUGUCUGUGACAAUCUUCAAUGUUUAACAUUUCAUCAUUGUUGAGAAAUUCAGAUGUAAAACACUUCAAUAUGAUUUGUGUGCCAACAAAGAGAGUCAUUCUAGAAAUACAGAGUAGUCAUAAAUCAUUUGCAUUACAA
Camellia sinensis is the source of this 1383-nucleotide messenger RNA. Its product is annotated as putative membrane protein At4g09580. Gene Ontology annotation, biological process: autophagosome assembly. The record is from RefSeq and is a predicted model, not a curated record. Lineage: Eukaryota; Viridiplantae; Streptophyta; Magnoliopsida; Ericales; Theaceae.